AUGUACUCCCGCACAAUUUUUAGAUUAAAAUCAACUUCAAUUUUUUUCCCUAAAACUUUUAAACAAAUAAAAGCCAGUAACAAAAGAAAAAUACCAUCUACUCUCUCGCAAUGUUCAACUACCACUAAUCUUAACCAAAAACGCGGAUUCCAUUCAACAAAGCUAUGCAAACUAGAGGGUGAUCCAUAUAAGAUAUUAGGAGUUCCCAGAGAUGCAUCAGCUUCUGAUAUUAAAAAAAGCUAUUAUAAAUUGGCUAAAAAGCAUCAUCCAGAUGUUAACAAAGAAAAGGAUGCUGAUAAAACAUUCAAUGAAAUUUCAGAAGCCUAUGAUAUUCUAAGUGACGAGAAAAAACGUCAACAGUAUGACCAAUUUGGAUCUGCUGCUUUCAACGGCGGGGCUACUGGAGCAGAAAACCCGUUUGGGGGUCAUCCAUUCGGUGGUCAGGGGAAUCCAUUCGGCGGCAUCAAUUUUGACGAUUUAUUUGGUGGUGCAUUUCACGAUGCAUUUUCUGGUGCUGGAGGAACGCGUGGAGCUGGAAAUGGUCCAAGAUAUUACAAAGAAUUUAAGGGCAGUACUGUUGAGAUUUCACAUACCAUAUCAUUUAAGGAUGCAGUUUUUGGGAUAAAGGGAUUGGAUUUGAAGUUUAGCGCGUAUGACCAGUGUCAUACUUGUUCUGGUUCAGGCCUAAAAGAAGGUAGCCAUAAAUCCACAUGUACUGCAUGUCAUGGUACAGGUACACGUGUCUUUAUUAGAGGCGGUUUCCAAAUGUCAUCAACCUGUAACGUCUGUGAUGGAUCUGGUUCUACCAUUAACCCUUCUGAUUAUUGUGGGUCAUGUCACGGCGAAGGUGUAGUUUUAAACAAGGAAAGACAUAUCAAGGUGGAUUUGCCAAGUGGUGUCCAUGACGGAGAUUCUUUGAAAGUUGCAGGUGUCGGUUCUUAUCCACAUAUACCAAAUGAUCCAGAAACUGUUAAAUUGUAUAAAGGUGAUAUAUUAUUGCAUGUCCAUGUGGAAAGAGAUGCUCGUUUUAAGGUCAAGGGUAAGGAUAUUUGGGUUAAACAGGACAUACCAAUUACCACAGCUGCAUUGGGUGGGGUUGUCGUUGUCCCCACUGUUGAUGGUACUCAAAUUAGAAUUAGAGUUCCACAAGGAACUCAACCAUCCGAAGUAAUUUCCAUUCCAAACAUGGGAGUUCCAUAUACUGUAGGGAGUACCACCAGAGGUAAUUUGAAAGUUGAAUUGAAUGUCGUCGUUAAAAAACCUAGAAGUAAAGCUGAAACUUGUUUAUUAGAGGCACUAGCUGACGUUACUAACGAUACAACUGCUAAAAGAAUAAUGACUAAGAACGAUUUUGAUAAUGUAACUGAGAAGACUUUACAUGAAACCGGACAAGAACAUCUAGACAGUCCGUCGGCUUUAUCGAAGAUCGAAAAAUUUAUUUCUAAUGCAUUUAAGAAGAUCACAGGUGAAAAGAAGGAGUAA
Messenger RNA from Saccharomycodes ludwigii, 1482 nucleotides. RefSeq names its product Mdj1p (gene MDJ1). The coding region runs from base 1 to 1482 and encodes 493 amino acids. Gene Ontology annotation, cellular component: cytoplasm. The record is from RefSeq and is a predicted model, not a curated record. Gene Ontology annotation, molecular function: heat shock protein binding; ATP binding. Gene Ontology annotation, biological process: protein refolding; response to heat. The transcript has a single exon. NCBI's taxonomy places the organism in Eukaryota, Fungi, Ascomycota, Saccharomycetes, Saccharomycodales, Saccharomycodaceae.